ACCCUGUGCAAGCAUACGUUCCUAUCCAUCCGAACACGCACGCCCUUGGUUUGAAACGCCUAUUAUUGGUCGAUCAAUAGGACACAAUUCACGCUCUGAUACCUUAUCUCGAUCAGUCAUCCCUCUAUAUAUAGCUCCAUACUCAAACCGUUACUUGUACAACUGAACUUGAAGGCAUCAGUGUACAAACGCACAAGCUCUUCGGGAAGCAGUUGUACUGGCUCGACUCAGUGAAGAAAACCUCUUACAACAUGACUUCGUCAACAAAUAGCAGUGAUGUGAUGCAGGGUAGGCCAAGGAGAUUGAUACUAUGGUGUCUCCCUCGAACUGGAUCAACUGUCUUAGCCAAAUGUCUUAGUUUCCUUGAUGAAGAUACCCAAGUAUGGUUUGAACCUUACAACCUCUGUCGUUUGGCCAGUAUUAAGGUUAAGAAAGAAACUGGUCAUGCCAUGCCUAAGGAGCCCAAUGAAGAACUCUUGAAGAAGAUACAGAAUGAAAGUUCAGAACAGAAAAAUGACUCCCCACCGAUGAAAGUAGAUCCAAAGCUCCUCACAUAUGGAGGUGUGAGGGAUGCCCUUGACGAGUCUGAAAGACGUACUGUGGUUGUUAAAGAGAUGGCUGUGGCAAGCUAUGAUUCUUACGAUUACAUUCCUAAGGGAUACCGACAUAUCUUAGUGAUCAGGGAUCCAACAAGGGUGAUAUCGUCGUUUAGGAAAAUGGUCAUGAAAAAUAGAAUCGAUCUACCACCCGACGCCGACCUUGAGAAGGUCCAUCCUACGUAUCCAACUCAUCACUGGUUUGGGGAGAUGCAUGCCCUGUGGAAGCACUUCACCAAAGUCGGAAUAAACCCAUUGAUCAUUGAUACUGAAGACUUCUUGGCCAACCCAAAACCAUUCAUCAAGAAGAUCUGUGAGGUAAUGGAUGUCGAGUAUCGAGAUGGACUCCUAGAAUGGGAUGCAUCCACAGACGUUAUCAAGACCUGGAAAAAUGGCUGCCCCGAUGCAUACACUAGCGAAAGGAUGUCACAGUCUCAGACAUUCAAGCGAGCUUAUGAGAGCUCAGGAUUUGCACAGACAGACCCUAAACCGCUUCCUCAAAAUCUAACCCAAGAUGUCUUCCGUAUAAUAGCUCAGUGUGUGGAUAGCUAUAAUGAAAUGUACCCACAUCGUUUUGUACCUGAAUAAACUUAGGCUUGUUUCUGAAAUUUGGUGUAUUAGUCAAGGAUGUUUUCUUUAGAUUGUGACCUCGAUUUUUGUGUUUUUCUCAAUUGCCUUAUCCUAGGCUAUGGUGAUGAUAAUAAAAUCACGUUUGUUAUCUAUUUAUUUACGCCAUGUAAAGUAACAAAAUACGACUCCAUCUUCCCGAUCCUUCAUUCCUCACACUGGCUGCCAAUUGACUGCUCUGGACACCCAGAAGAAAACACCGAUGGGGGGGAUCAUGCUUUCGCAUGACCCCCCAUUUUGCUCAUUUUCUGAAAAUCGCAUUUUGCUCAUUUUCUGAAAAUGUGAAUGGAACAUAUCAUUUUAUUUGAGGUUAAAAUUAAAAGAAUACUAAAAUAACCAUUUUGAAAGAUUGCAAGCCUUUAUUUUGGAGUAAAUGCCAAAUUAGUUUAAAAUCGUUGCCAAUCGUACGACUGCUAUGACGUCAUUACGACUAGAUUUUAAAUUCGCUUUUAUUCCAAGAAGGUUGAUAGCUUAGUCACAGAUUUCUACAUAGGUAUUCGUACGAUGAUUUAGAACAUACACAUUAAUAUAUUCCAAGUCUGAAUAUUGGCAUCAAAUUCUACUAUAAUUUAUUCUGAAAUCGGGUCGCAGACCAAUCGCAAGGUAUGCGGUCGCCUUUAGUCAUAGGACCAAGCUAUGGAAUCAACUGACAAUAUCAAAUUA
This is a messenger RNA of Lytechinus variegatus (green sea urchin), 1886 nucleotides long. RefSeq lists its product as uncharacterized. The coding region runs from base 252 to 1184 and encodes 310 amino acids. Lineage: Eukaryota; Metazoa; Echinodermata; Echinoidea; Temnopleuroida; Toxopneustidae. The record is from RefSeq and is a predicted model, not a curated record. The transcript is spliced from 2 exons.